AUGAUUUAGUAAUUAAAAGUAAAAUAAAAAAUAAAAGUGAUUAUGAUAAAUAUAGAAAGUCUGAAGGAGUUGGAUUCAUUUUCAAGUAGAUUCUCUCAGUAAAUAGUUGAAAUUACAUCUUUAAAAAUUUCUUUAAAGAAUCAAAAAAUUAAUGAAUUAUGUUCUUUAACAAAGCUUAUAAAUUCAUUACCCAACUUAACUAUGCUCAUUUUACAUUUUGAAAAAACAGAUAUGAAUAACACCCUAGUUAAUGCUCUUUAAAAUGCUAUUUCAGAAAGAAAAUUAAAAGAUGUUACCAUUCAUUUAUUAGGAAAUAAUAUCACUCAUAAAAAAGCUAAACAAUUUUUACUUUUUAUCAAAGAAAUGUAUCCUUAAGUUGGUGGUUACAAUUAUUAAUACAACAAAGGAAGAGUUAUGGUUUCAAAUAGCUCUUCUUUAUUAAAGAUUGACUUUUAAUAUUCUGAAAAAUAAUCAAUAUUUCUUGAUGAUCUCUAAUCAAAGAUAUUUUCCUUUGAAAUAAAAUCCAACUAAAUAGAUUUUGUCAAAAUAAUUUAGCAAAAUAUUUAAAAUAAAAUAGAUAACUGUCAUGUUUCAUUAUCUUUCAAAUAAAAAUGA
Tetrahymena thermophila SB210 is the source of this 615-nucleotide messenger RNA. RefSeq lists its product as hypothetical. NCBI's taxonomy places the organism in Eukaryota, Ciliophora, Oligohymenophorea, Hymenostomatida, Tetrahymenidae. The transcript is spliced from 3 exons. The record is from RefSeq and is a predicted model, not a curated record.